This is a messenger RNA of Coregonus clupeaformis (lake whitefish), 693 nucleotides long. RefSeq lists its product as uncharacterized. NCBI's taxonomy places the organism in Eukaryota, Metazoa, Chordata, Actinopteri, Salmoniformes, Salmonidae. The record is from RefSeq and is a predicted model, not a curated record. Bases 52 to 693 code for a protein of 213 amino acids. The transcript has 2 exons.
ACAAACACACGUAGCGCACGCUUGUUGGGAUCCGCGCGCUCUUUCCUAUCCAUGACAGAGGCUGCAAUGACCAUCAAGAAAAGUAAAACCGUCCUUUUUGAAAGACGUGCGGGGGAUUUAACUGCGUUGUAUUGUAUGAAUGAUUGGAUGAUCACAGUGGUGGUGGCUAUUAUUGCCAUGAUGUCUGUAUGGACUGCACUCAUCAUAUACAGAUAUAUACAGACAGCGAGAGGUAAAAGAAGAAAGUUUGAUGACACUAUUCUGGAAACUGAAAAGGACGAAAAUGAGACGACAAACGAAGAAAAAAGACUAUCCUGUGUCGAGUCAACAGAGGAGAGUGAAGAAGUUCUGCCAGAGACACUGGAGAGCUGGGAUGGAGAGGGAUGGAGGAGAGAGCCAAUGGAAUGGAUUCCAACAACCAAUGAGGAUGUAGAACCUAUUGAGGGGAUCCCAACAACAACCAAUGAGGAUGUAGAACCCAUUGAGGGGAUCUCAGCAACAACCAAUGAGGAUGUAGAACCCAUUGAGGGGAUCCCAACAACCAAUGAGGAUGUAGAACUCAUUGAGGAGAUCCCAACAACAACCAAUGAGGAUGUAGAACCCAUUGAGGGGAUCUCAGCAAUAACCAAUGAGGAUCUAGAACCCAUUGAGGGGAUCCCAACAAAAACCAAUGAAGAUGUAGAACUCAUUUGA